AUGUUGAGCGUGGUCGGCGGCGCCGCCGGUAACGGCGUCAAGGGAAACUCGCGAAUAAACAUGAUAUACGUCUUUAAUCGCAACGGCUGCAUCUUCUACCGGGAAUGGUACCGUCCGAACCCGCCGAACACGGACGACCACGAGCUCAUGUUCGGGCUCGUCUUCUCCCUCCGCUCCUUCACCGCCAAAAUGGAUCCCAUCAAUGGUGCAUCAGGCGAUGGCUGCUCCUUCCAUGCCUUCCGCACCAACACUUACAAGUUGAACUACCUUGAGACCCCCUCAGGCAUUAAGAUAAUACUGGUGACUGAUCCUAAGAUGGGCGACCUUCGGGAUGCUUUGAAGCACAUAUACACCAACAUAUACGUUGAAUACGUCAUUAAGAACCCUCUUUAUGUGCCAGGCGAACCUUUCAGAUGCGAGUUGUUCAUAAGUAAUCUGGACUCUCCAUUAGAGACAAUCGAACAAGCAAAGAAGCAUCGAGCAGAGCCAGUGGUGCUGUCGGUGUUGAGAGAGAAUCUCGGCAAUGCGCACAACUCAGUCACUCUCUUCCCAGCGCGCGGCGCCUUGAGCCACGACCGCCUUGUGUACUCGGGCGACCUGUCAGCCGAAGACUUCAGAGCUGUUAAACAGAUUCGGCCCCUAUUACGCCUGGAGUACCUCCGAGGACAAAAUGCGGCGAACAUCAGGCACGGUUUGACGGGAGAGGUUCUUAUGAUGGUGGUGACUGAGUUGAGUGACGGCGAGUGGAACCAGAGACCAGGAUUGAGUUUCAGGUGUGGGCCCGAGACCGAGGCUCGAGUGUACAGCAACGGGCUGCCAGUAGGAAUCAACAUCUCCAGCAACUACCUUGCCAUCUCCCCGCCCCCGGUUCAGCAAGAUGGGUCUAAUCUUGACCUUGGUCCAUCCAUGGUGGAAUUGGUGAAGACCUGGGAGAAUCGAGCUCUGGUGCUGUCGCACAGGGAGCCUGGUGGCUACCCUGGAGCUAAAGUCGCCGCUUUUACUAAAGUGGGGGGUCACCGGGUAUCAGUCUUCCGGUCGCUGGAUGCGGGGGCCCUGGAUCCAAUCGUUGCCAUUGCCCUCUCUUGGUUCAAUGAUGUGGAGACAACUUUUGAGCUCGGAGACGAGUUCCUCGAAGAUCUGCCUGACGGAGUCCUUCCCGAUCUCCACGAUGGUGCUGCGACUUCCGCUCCUGCCGGUGCUCAGUCGACCCCGACGGGUGAACCCGCCGCUAAAAAGCUGUGCAGUGAGGGGCAACCCUUGGCUGCUGGUGCCUCUGGCGUCGCCUCGGCGUCUCACUCGGCGCCUCCUCCGAUCCCCCGCGCAAGCUCUUCCGGUAGCUCUGCUGCCACGGGCCCCUCGACUGUCCGCGCGCCUGCUCCCUCCGCGCCUCGUCCGGCGCCUGUUUCCCGUUCUCGGCCUGCGCCGCCGGAACCUGAACUUGAGCCUGCUGCUGCUGGUCUGGCCACGGGCCUGGCUCCCAACGCUCGCUAUCGGAAUCUUCGUCGCCACCGCACGACGGUCGGAACGGUCCUGCAGGCGAUGACUCGCAACACGCAGUCGCUGGUCGACAUCAUCUUUCCCGAGUCCUCGGCGGAGGAGGUUCGUGCUUCUGUUCUUGCGCGUAUCUCCUCGCUCAUCAAUGGUCAGGCCUUCAAUGGCGUCAUUCCCUCGUUUGAAGCUGCUGCUGGUGAGGCCCUGCGGCUCCCGCGCCGCACCUAUUCCAGGCAUUCCUACUCCUGGCCCUCAGCCAAUGAUGCCUGUAUUUUCCGCAGUCUGUUUCCGGUUACUGUGCGUCUGUCUAAUAACCGUGCUAUGGAGGUUAAGGUUUUCACUGACCCCAACGAAGAGUUCACGACCGCCCGCGCCAGGGGAGAUACCCACCUAGUUCUCCGUAAUGUGCCGCUGGGGUACUCUCUCGAGCGCCUUCGCAGCACCCUCCUGGCAGGCAGGACCGACUCCGGCUUGCCCUGGCUGGCCGACCUCCGCCUGUUCCACAGGCUCAAGGAUCCAUAUGACGAGUCCGCGUACUCUCAGCUGCUCGGCCUUCCCGUUGCGGCGGAUGGCGACGCUGGUUUCGAUCGCAUCCCGGCUGUCCUCUGGCUCACUCAGCAGGAGGACCCUGUGCUUCUCAACAUCUCGUCCCAUUCGUGCACCGUGUGCUCCAGUAACCACCGAGUGGCUGACCAUGCGUGCUUUGCCCUCACCCGCCGCGCGCGACUCCCAAACCGCCACACCAUCUCGGUGGCCCAGCUGCAAGCUGUCAACGGGCGACUGAUUGGCCAGCAGCCAGCCCCCGCAGCCUUCAAGAAGGACCCCGGACUUCUCCUGAUUGGGGUCGACUUGGAUGUGGAGGUUUGGUCGUGUUCUCUGUGCGAGUUCGAGUGUGGCUUGGCGUUGGACAGCGCCAUGUACCACCUCAGUUCCGAGCUCCACCGCAAGCACCUGCAGGAAUCUGCACACCUGCCUGCGACAAAGGACAAGUAUGGUGCCUGGAGGAUUCUAGGCAUUUUCGUCGGCAGCUCCAGGCAGACGGACGUCACGUGGAGCCAUGCACUCUCAAAGAUUAAGCGCUCAGCCAAUCUCCUCUCCCAUCUUCAUGCCACCUCCUGGCCUCGGAAAAUCUGA
Molecule: messenger RNA, 2625 nt
Organism: Closterium sp. Yama58-4
Lineage: Eukaryota; Viridiplantae; Streptophyta; Zygnematophyceae; Desmidiales; Closteriaceae
Source: the annotation of a GenBank genome assembly